AUGCCGAUGCGUAGCCUCACCGUGACGCUGCUGCUGCUCGCGACGGCCGCCACCACGCCGUCGGCUGCGGCGACGGCGAGCAUCGCCUUGCCGGGCUGCGAGAGCAAGUGCGGCGGCGUGGACGUGCCGUACCCGUUCGGCACCAGCUCCGGCUGCUACCGGGCGGGCUUCAAGGUCACCUGCGACCGCGCGCGCCAGCCGCCGAAGCUCUUCCUGGGUGCCGGCGGCGGUGGCGGGCCGGAGGUGCUGGAGGUGUCCCUCCGGAACAGCACGGUGCGCGUCCGCGGUGCGGUCUGGUCCUUCGCCGCCGGCACCACGGGAGCCGCUACGGUGGACGUGCUCCCCGCCGCAAGCGGCCUCCGCCGCCGGUACGUGCUCUCCGCCGCGCGGAACAGCCUCGUCCUCGUCGGCUGCGGCUUCCAGGCCGCCGCCGCGCCGCGAGGUGACGCCGCCGCGUUCGGCUCGUGCGCGCCGUCCUGCCCGGGCGCCAAGAAGCGGAAGCUCCGGCACGGGCCCUGCGACGGGGUCGGCUGCUGCGAGGCGCCCGUCCCGACGGGCCUCGCCGUCACGGCCUUCGACGUCCGGUUCUCCUGGCUGGAGCAGAACGCCACGGCGCGGCCUGCGUGGGUGGCGCCCGGCGCCAGCGUGCUCGUGGUGGAGCGGGAAUGGUGGCGCGAGAGGGAGAACGUGGUUCCGGUCAAGCUGUCGCUUCUCAACUCCGGUAACGCCACCGACUUCGUGAUCCCGGCCGUCCUGGACUGGACGCUGAACAACUCGUCAUGCGCGGCGGCGGCGAAGGGCUCCGACUAUGGCUGCGUCAGCAAACACAGCGAGUGCGUCAACUCCACGAGCAGCGCCUACGGCUACGUGUGCCGGUGCAACGACGGCUACAAUGGCAACCCUUACGUGCCAGGUGGGUGCCAAGGCCCUCGAAUGCGUAUUGCAGCUGGAGUAUUUCUUGCUAUGGGGGUUGGCAUUGGUAUGUUCGUUUUGCUUCUGGUUCUUGCUGCCAUCUUUGCAACAAAAAGACUCAAGAUUCGUAAAGCCAGAAAAAUGAGGGAGAAAUUCUUCAAGCGAAACCGUGGGUUGCUGCUUCGACAACUAGUAGACAAGGACAUUGCCGAAAGGAUGAUCUUCAGCUUGGAAGAGCUCAAGAAGGCAACAAAUAAGUUUGAUGAGGCUCGCAUCCUGGGCGGUGGAGGGCACGGCACGGUGUACAAAGGCAUACUGUCAAACCAGCGUGUUGUUGCCAUUAAAGUGUCAAGGCUUGUAGUUCAAAGAGAGAUCGAUGAAUUCAUAAACGAAGUUGCCAUCCUUUCCCAAAUAAACCACAGAAAUGUAGUGAAGCUUUUUGGGUGUUGCCUUGAGACAGAAGUUCCAUUGUUGGUCUACGAGUUCGUUCCAAAUGGGACACUUUACGCCCACCUUCAUGUUGACAACCCUCAAAAACCACUAACAUGGAAAGAUCGGCUGCGUAUCGCCUCUGAAGUUGCCAGUUCUCUGGCCUAUCUUCAUGCAGCUGCUUCGACAUCAGUGGUGCACAGGGACAUCAAGACAUCCAACAUACUACUUGAUGAUCGAUUGACAGCCAAGGUUUCGGACUUCGGUGCCUCGAGAGGCAUCGCAAUCGAUCAAUCAGGAGUGACAACCGGCAUACAAGGAACAUUCGGCUAUUUGGAUCCCGAGUACUACUACACAAGGCGAUUGACCGACAAAAGUGAUGUCUACAGCUACGGCGUCAUGCUUGUUGAACUUCUAACAAGAAAGAAAAUUAUGUACAUUUCGCCUGAAGGUGUGGGCCUCGUGGCACACUUUGUCACGUCCCUGAAUCAAGGUGAGCUCAAUGAGAUACUAGAUGAGCAGGUCAUCGAAGAAGGAGAAGAGGAGGGCAAACAAGUGGCGGAAAUAGCAGCAAUGUGCUUGAGGAUGAAAGGAGAAGACAGGCCAACCAUGCGGAACGUGGAGAUGAGGCUUCAAGGUCUGCUGGGUUCAGAGAUUAACAUUUCAGAGGAGGACAAACAAGUGGCGGAAAUAGCAACAAUGUGCUUGAGGAUGAAAGGAGAAGACAGGCCAACCAUGCGGAACGUGGAGAUGAGGCUUCAAGGUCUGCUGGGUUCAGAGAUUAACAUUUCAGUGAUUGAAGAGGAUCAGGUGAAUAGACUGAACGGCCUAACAUUUCAAGGAGGAAAUGCCAAUGCCGGCGACAACUACUACAGUAGACAGUACAACAUCGAGGAAGAGAUCAUAUUUUCUGCGAGCUUGGAGCGCUGAUCCUCACGCCACGUCCCAUCCAACAGCAAAGUUAUCUACUCCUAUAUGAUGCAGUAGUAGUACCAGUACUCACUCCUCAGCCAAUUGACUUCUGGCUUUCA
Molecule: messenger RNA, 2372 nt
Organism: Setaria italica (foxtail millet)
Lineage: Eukaryota; Viridiplantae; Streptophyta; Magnoliopsida; Poales; Poaceae
Product: wall-associated receptor kinase 3
Exons: 2
Coding region: 1-2271 (756 amino acids)
Biological process (GO): cell surface receptor signaling pathway; protein phosphorylation
Cellular component (GO): plasma membrane
Molecular function (GO): polysaccharide binding; protein serine/threonine kinase activity; ATP binding
Source: RefSeq, a predicted model, not a curated record